AAAAUCAAUUCAGCUGCAAUGACAUCCUUCACGACAUCUUCUUCUUCUUCCUCGCUCAUCCCCAAAACCCUACAUACCGUAAGCCAAAUUACACGCUUCCCUACAAUCUCCAGCAUCCGCCUUGUCGGGAAAUGGAAUCAUCCUCUGAUCCGGAGCAUCUCCACCGCCGAGUCUUGCCGUCGGGUGGCGAUUGUCAAGGCUGCGACUGUGAAUUCGGAUUACUCGUAGUAAUGAGCAGAGGGAAAGAUAGUCAUUACACCGAGAAAGACGCGGCCAUUGUAAGAUACAAAACCAGAGGUUGGCCGCUGGUCUUUAACCGCCACGGUGCCACUGCUCUGAUUUUGGGAAGCAAGCGCGGUGGAGAGCUGACGGGUGUGGACAUGCUUCUGCUAAGGAUGAAAAUAAGUGUAGAACCGACA
Messenger RNA from Eruca vesicaria subsp. sativa (arugula), 419 nucleotides. The record is from the annotation of a GenBank genome assembly. Lineage: Eukaryota; Viridiplantae; Streptophyta; Magnoliopsida; Brassicales; Brassicaceae.